CUGCUUUGGGAGCCCAGAGGAGGAGAAAAGAGCUCCGGGGCGCUCAGGACGCGCGGGAGAAUCUUUCCCAGAGCUUUCUGCCUACGGAAGGGCUCAGCUUUCCAGCGCACAACGGAGGCUUUCAGCAGCUCCAGAACCAGGGGACGCGGCAAUUAAAGAGAAGGUGCUUGCUAGCAUUCCCAGUCCUAAAAAGUGAGCCUGCUACUUGAUUUGGAAAGCCAGAAAUACUCACCGCAGCAGCCACCGCAGCAAGAAUAAGAAAGGCGAAACUGAAUAAGGACCGGCUCCUCUCUAAGUCUCCCAACUGGCAUGGCAUCUGUCCUGGGGAGCAGCGGCAGAGGAUCUGGAGGGCUAAGCAGUCAACUCAAAUGCAAAUCCAAGAGGAGAAGAAGGAGGAGGUCCAAGAGGAAAGACAAAGUAAGCAUAUUGUCAACCUUCCUCGCUCCCUUCAAGUACCUAAGUCCUGGCACCACAAACACGGAGGAUGAAGACAAUCUAAGUACCAGCAGUGCUGAAGUGAAGGAAAACCGAAAUGUGAGCAACCUGGGGACUAGGGCCCCGCCCCCUGGAGACUGGGCCAGAGGCAGCGUGCCCAGCAUUAAAAGGAAAAGGCCACUGGAGGAAGGAAACGCGGGGCAUUUCUGCAAACUCCAGCUGAUCUGGAAGAAGCUCUCCUGGUCUAUGACACCCAAGAAUGCCCUGGUCCAGCUGCAUGAGCUGAAGCCGGGUCUGCAGUACCGGAUGGUGUCACAGACGGGCCCAGUGCACGCCCCAGUCUUCGCAGUGGCUGUGGAAGUGAAUGGGCUCACUUUUGAAGGCACGGGGCCCACUAAAAAGAAAGCCAAGAUGCGGGCAGCAGAGAUGGCCCUGAAGUCCUUCGUGCAGUUCCCCAAUGCAUUUCAGGCCCACCUGGCCAUGGGCAGUAGUACCAGUUCAUGCACUGACUUCACCUCUGACCAGGCUGACUUCCCAGACACGUUGUUCAAGGAGUUCGAACCAUCUUCAAGAAACGAGGACUUCCCGGGCUGUCGUCCCGUCGACCCGGAGUUUCUGUCUUCCACCUACCGGCGAGGACGGCUGUUCUACCACACACUGGACCUCAUGGGCCAGGCUCUGCCCGACAGGUCCAGGCUGGCCCCCGGGGCUCUGGGCGAGAGGAACCCUGUAGUGGUGCUGAAUGAGUUACGCUCAGGUCUACGGUAUGUGUGCCUCUCGGAAACAGCCGAGAAGCCCCGAGUCAAGAGUUUUGUCAUGGCUGUGUGCGUGGACGGGAGGACGUUCGAAGGCUCUGGACGCAGCAAGAAGCUGGCCAAGGGCCAGGCAGCACAAGCUGCUUUGCAGGCCCUCUUCGACAUCCGACUGCCUGGCCACACACCCAGCAGGAGUAAAAGCAACCUCUUGCCACAGGAUUUUGCAGACUCUGUGUCCCAGCUGGUCACACAGAAGUUCCGUGAGCUGACAGUUGGCCUGACAUCUGUGUAUGCCCGCCACAAAACACUGGCAGGAAUCGUCAUGACAAAAGGCUUGGACACCAAACAGGCGCAGGUCAUCGUCCUGUCCUCUGGGACCAAGUGCAUCAGCGGUGAGCACAUCAGUGACCAGGGGCUCGUUGUCAACGACUGCCACGCUGAAAUUGUGGCCAGGCGGGCAUUUCUUCACUUCCUCUACACUCAGCUGGAGCUGCACUUGAGCAAGCAUCGAGAGGACUCCGAGAGAUCAAUAUUUGUUCGUUUAAAGGAAGGAGGCUACAGGCUUCGAGAAAACAUCCUCUUCCAUCUCUAUGUGAGCACGUCCCCCUGCGGAGAUGCCAGACUCAACUCUCCCUACGAAAUCACCACAGAUUUGAACAGCAGCAAACACAUCGUCAGGAAGUUCCGAGGCCACCUGCGCACCAAGAUUGAGUCUGGGGAAGGGACAGUCCCUGUCCGAGGUUCCAGUGUAGUCCAAACGUGGGAUGGCAUCCUGCUGGGGGAGCAGCUAGUCACCAUGUCCUGCACAGACAAAAUUGCCAGCUGGAACGUGCUGGGACUGCAAGGUGCUCUUCUCUGCCACUUCAUCGAGCCCGUGUACCUCCACAGCGUCAUCGUGGGAAGCCUGCACCACACGGGCCACCUCGCACGGGUCAUGAGCCACAGGAUGGAGGGCAUCGGCCAGCUGCCUGCCUCCUACCGGCAAAACAAGCCUCUCCUUAGUGGCGUGAGUAACGCCGAGGCCCGGCAGCCAGGAAAGUCUCCCCAGUUCAGUACCAACUGGAUCGUGGGCAGUGCCGACCUGGAGAUCAUUAAUGCCACAACUGGGAAGAGGAGCUGUGGGGGCUCAUCCCGGCUCUGCAAGCACGUGUUUUCUGCUCGGUGGGCACGGCUGCAUGGUAGGCUAAGCACACGGAUCCCCGGUCAUGGAGACACACCGUCCAUGUACUGUGAGGCCAAGCUGGGGGCUCACACCUACCAGUCUGUUAAACAGCAGCUCUUCAAGGCUUUUCAGAAAGCUGGUCUUGGCACCUGGGUGAGAAAACCACCAGAGCAAGAUCAGUUUCUACUAAGUCUCUAAGUCGCUAGACUCCUUUGCUGUUAGAGCAGAACGAAACGCCCGGAGGAGACGCCGUUGUAUGGUGGUGUGGUGUGUCCAUCCACUCUUGACGUUGUUCUCCUUCAGUGUUCAGGAACACACGUGUUCAUGUCUGGAUCGGAGACUAGAUUUGAGUUUUGUUCAUGCUGCUUCUCCCUGGGUUGUUAGUUCCAAGAACUCUGUCCACAUAGCUAGAGGUAGAAGCACUAUUGCAUUAGCCCCAUCCCUUCCUGGUGUCAAAAGGAAAGAAUCUUUUCAGGCAAGGGGAGCUCAGAGGCAAGAUUGGAAAGUAGUACUUACGUGUAGCCUCAUGCCCCAUCCUCCGUGCUUCCCUCCCUUUCAUGGGCCUCUCUAGUGGUGUGAUCGAAUCUCCCCAGCACAAGUUUAUAUGACUUCCAUAUAAGCCACAGGUGAAAAGAAAAGCCAUGGGCUCUAUAACUCCAAAGAACCCAACAGGAAUGAAUGCUGAACUGUUUUCAUUAGACAUUCAGGCCUUUCCACCGUCUUUCAAAAGUUCUUGAGAUGGACACUGUUAAAGAGGAACUAAAGUCAAUGAAAACCCUGUUUAUGACACGAAGGGAUAGUUACCUGAGACAAACAAGAGUCGUGAUCCAUGAUCUAAGAAAACUGCUUUUCAUCUGCCCAGUGGUAGAAUGUUUCUAACAAACCCAGGCCUAUUCCUUGAUCGCAAAAUUGUCAUUGCUUUUCGUAGAUAUGACAGCCAUGGAAGGGAGAUCUGAAGAAUGGUUGUAACUACGACCCAACAAUCUCUACAUUAGGUAACAGUAAUAAAACCGAGUCUUAGAGAAAGUUCUGAAUUUUAAAAUGAAUUGUUCAAAUAAAGAAAGCAUACACACACACAUAAAACACUCAACAAAAUCUUUAGGUUUGAGGAGCUACUCUAUUAUUUUAGAUUUCUUAAUCAUCAUCUUGCAUGAAUAAAAUAAUAAUAAUUUUAACAAGAAUAGUUGUGAUUUAUCAUAGCUGCCAAAAUUAAAGAGACAGAAUUAUUCCACUUUUAGAAUGUGCAUCAAAGUUCAUAGCUAGGCAUAGAUCUCUUUAAUAUUUAACCUAUAUCAUCGUCCCUAAGAGAAGAAGACCCAGACAAAGGGAGGCAUGUUGGUAACAUAUUUUUAGUCAACCCAUGUUCCUUGAAUUAAUUUUUCUACUUGAAGCUCAUUUCUAAUAUUCAUCAAGUUAGUUAACAUGUGUGUAAUCUUUUUUAUUUAAAAAUAUCCCAUCUUAUGGGCUGUAGAGAUGGCUCAGCAGUGAAGAGCAUUUGAUGUUCCUAGAGAGGUCUGGUUCAAUUCCCAACACUCAUAUAGCAACUUACAUCCAUAACUCCAGAUUCAGUGGUUAUGACACCCUCUUCUGGCCUCUGAGGGCUCCAUGCCCCCAUGCAAUACAUUUAUAUACAUGUGGGCAAACUAUCAUAUAUAUAAAAUAAAAAUAAAUAAAUCCUUUUUAACCCCAUCUGAACUGCAUUAUUGGUUUUUUGUUUUGUUUAAAAAGUAUAGGAGGAACCACUUUUAGAACAUGGAAUUCCUGAGUAGAAUUCCAGCUCACCAAUCCUCAAUAAAAAUUCAACCAUUACAGCAUGUAAUAUUCUAACAUAUAUUGCAGAUAUCAUAAGAACGAGGUAAACCUGAAAUAUAUUAAAUUAUAGUUAUCUGAUACAAGAAAAAGAAGAGUGGAAAUACAAACUCCUUGGAUUUAAUAUGAGACCACAUUUAUCACUAACAUCCUUUGAGAAAAGAAUAUAAAUACCAUUGUAAAAGCAUUUUCAAGAUAAACUUUCAAAGAAAUGCAAAUGCAAGUUUAAGUACUGAGGAAAAUGGACUCUUCACUCAGUGUAAAGGCUAUAAUCAAGGGCCAGCUUGUAGUGAUCUCUGAUAACUUGGUGUACAACUAGGAGGAAGCUUGAAACCUUAAGAGCUGAGUUGUGACUUAUGUGUUGUCUUUCAACCAUUAGGUACAGUUACUUCCUGACUGAAAUCUAAGACCUCCCUCAAAUUACUUGUGUUUUGAGGGGUGGAAUGGAGAAUACACAGCACUUCAUAACAGUGUGCUUCAAACAGUGUCAUCAAUUAUAAAAAAUUGGCAUUAACUGCAGGAUCCUAAAUAUUCCCAUCAUGUGAUGGAAAGAGGAAGAAUAGGACAACAUGCACGUAUUCCCAGGAAAUGCCACCCUUUUGGCCUGUGCAAGAGCCAUGGGAAGCAGUCGAUUGCCCAACAGUGAGCACCACCAUGUGCAUAAAUUGCAGGUCUAGUGCUAUGACUCAUGGUAUCUAAGGUGCCGUUUCCUCAGGAGCAAUCCGAACUUUCCUAAAGAUGAAUAUCUCCUUUAAAAUAAAGCCACCCAUUGAAUUUGUUCUACCCCUUAGCACUAGCAUAGAGAUUUGCUUACUGAUUUUAAUUAUGUGGGCUGGAGGGUUUGUGCGUGUGUGUGCAGGAGGCUGCAGGAAGAUGAAGAGGGUGUCAGAGUUGCUGGAGCUAGGAUUACAGACAGUUGGGAGAUACUUUAUGUGGGUGCUGGGAAUCAAACUUGGGUCCUCUGGAAGAUGAUGCUCUUAGUCACUGAGCCAACUUCCCAGUCCUGAGAAUCACCUAUUAAGUCAACAGGUAAUUCCUAGCGAGGAGCGCUAGGGAUCCAGAUAUGUCUAUAGCAGGAAGAGAUAUUUCUGAUGCUGCAAAUGGGAUUUUAAGACACUACUUUAGGCUUCCCUGCAUUUUAGCUACUGGGUUGGUGACUUGGAAGCAGCUCAGAAACACCCCAUAUGAAGUUUCUAUAAGAAAGAAACACACAUUGGUCAUAUUUAUCUUUCAGUCAUCCCGAAAGCAAAUACAGUCAAACAAAUCAAAAAGAAUAUGGGUAGAAUAUAAAGAGGACAGGCAGAUAUCUUAGCCACCUUGAUUGUUCCUUAUCCACCUGAUUUAUCUCAAAACUACCCCCAUAUCUCUUUGAUCAUUGCACCCUUUGUUUGCAAAUCUUCUGUCUUCUGUAUCCACACCCUUUGAGUCUCACUCCUAAAAUCCAAAUAGAAGUCAACAGCAUCUUUAUCUGCUUCCAAAACAUGUUGCUUUCCUAUUGGGGAGAUAAGCGAUUUAAGGUUCCCUGCCUGGUUCUCAGUCAAAAAGCCAAUGUCUGUUAAUUUGUGAGUCUUUCCACAGGACUGAAUCUCAUGAUAAAGUUCAUGAGGACACAGAAACACUGCUCAUCACCUCCAGCAAAAGAUGUAUAAUAUCAAGUUACUGAAUUUAAGAUUUCUUUGAAUUUUGUUUUUUGCCCAGGAAAAGAUUUGAAAAUCUCUGACAAUCGCUUCCUUUUGAUUUCUGUGAUCCUCUUUGUACCUGUAUAUAUCUAUCAUGUCACUAUUGAUUUUGUAAUGUCUUGUCCCUCACAAACGUCAGGCUAAGUUGCUUUUCUAAAAGAUGCAUAGCUCAUAUUUUUCCCAUAUAAUUUCCUUUUCAUAGGACAGUUCUUACCAAUAAAUUUAAAUGCUUUUUGUAUAGUGUUUACCAUAUUUGAUGAGCCAUAAAUAGUAAAUACAUAGUAUAUCAAUUCCCAGAAUAGAAUAGUUACAGUAUUUUGAUGAAAUCCUAUUUUUAGAUUAUAAAUUUCAAGAUGAGUCUAUAGUAUCUUGUUUAAAAAAUUUAAAAAGACAACUGAAAUUUAAAUAGAGUAGACUUUUUUAUUUAGGGAAACUUCUAUGAUCAUUUUCAAGAGGCCAUUCUAAAAAAUGACCUAAUUGGCCCAGAAGAUAAUAAAUAUCACUUUCUAAUAGCAACCAAAGGGAAUUUAGAAAAUGUCUUUCUUUUUAUGUACUACCAGUUGGCUGUUGUAACCACAUUUUCCAGCCAAAGUCUUAGCAUUCAGAAAAACCUAUUUCUCCAUCACUCUUAUUGAGGACAGUUUUCAGAAUCUACAGUCUUGUAUAGGACUAAGAAAUCUAGUACGCUGAACAUUUUGAAGAACAAUCCCAGCUUUGGAUUUUUGCAGAGUUCGUGAAGGAGUAGAGAACUCAAAGUGCUGCCUCAGGAAAGGAUAUGCCACCAAGAACCA
This is a messenger RNA of Chionomys nivalis (European snow vole), 6631 nucleotides long. It is a transcript of the gene Adarb2, whose product is annotated as adenosine deaminase RNA specific B2 (inactive). Gene Ontology annotation, cellular component: nucleolus; cytoplasm. The transcript is spliced from 10 exons. The record is from RefSeq and is a predicted model, not a curated record. Bases 310 to 2550 code for a protein of 746 amino acids. Gene Ontology annotation, biological process: RNA processing; adenosine to inosine editing. Lineage: Eukaryota; Metazoa; Chordata; Mammalia; Rodentia; Cricetidae. Gene Ontology annotation, molecular function: double-stranded RNA adenosine deaminase activity; double-stranded RNA binding; tRNA-specific adenosine deaminase activity.